AUGCUGGAAACUCGCAGACCCAUGCAUCAAAUGAAUACCUAUGGUCAUUCCCGGUCUCGCACUAGCUCCUCGCCUUCGGGCACGUUUCCUGCGCAGCAGCAGCAGCAGCAUCCACAACAGCAACAACAACAACCGCAGCAACAGCACCACCCCCAGCACCAUCAGAUCAGCUCCCAGUACGCGCAGGCAAUCCCUCCUCACGUGCACCACUCUCGCCGCUCUCCAUCGGUGAAUACCUUCAGCACAACGUCUAGCAUGCAGCCACCGGCAGCAUACCGCACCUCCUCCUCAACCGACCUUCGCCGUUCCAUCUCCAACCGCUCUAGGGGAACCAUCUCGCAACCGGUCGACUACGUUGCGCUGCUUCGUCGCCAGAAAGCUACAGUGUGGUGCGACCGCGCCCAGUAUGAGGAUCCUCGAGUGACGGCCCAGCAGAGAGCUGCCAAGCUGCGCGCAAACCUUGAAAUCGUUGGCGGAGGUCGGGCCGUGGCCACGGGAAGCCGUAGCAAUACCGGCAUCAGCACGACGGGCAAAGUGGCCGCCAAGAUCAGGCAUCACGGCAAGACUCCCGUGCUCGGAUACACACCCAACGACACGAAUCAUGUCGGCGUCGGCGGUGUGCCGUUGCGUCUUAGCGCCACAGAAGUGGAAGGGGGCAGCAGCGACGAGGAUGAUGCUCUGACCAUGUCCCGGUCACAGCACCGCCGCACUGGUAGCAGUGAACGAAGCAGCAUCGGAAGCGGAAGACGACCUGCUCACUAUAGGGCAUCCGCGGGCUCAGCCACCUCGGGUGCGCAGCAGCGACGAAGCCCGGCAGACACGCCGGAGCGAAGAGGAAGCUUGGUCGAGAGGUCGGAAGAUACGACAAAGCCUAUCGAUGACGCAUCGUCGGGACGCGCCGAGAGUUCUAGAAGCGUUAGCAGCAGCGAGCGAGCCGACAAUGUGGGGGAACUCGGCAUUGUCCCCAAGUUGGCAAUCAAUUCCCAUAAACACGCGGCUUUGACUAGGGACAAGAGCGUCAUGAACGCCGAGGAACUUAAAAGACGCGGUAGCGUUGACGAGAGAACGGCAACUCUUACGUCUGGCCGCCUUUACAUUGCCAACCCUGAUUAA
Ustilaginoidea virens is the source of this 1113-nucleotide messenger RNA. RefSeq lists its product as uncharacterized. The transcript has a single exon. The record is from RefSeq and is a predicted model, not a curated record. Bases 1 to 1113 code for a protein of 370 amino acids. NCBI's taxonomy places the organism in Eukaryota, Fungi, Ascomycota, Sordariomycetes, Hypocreales, Clavicipitaceae.